GAAAACAGUUAUAACAACCUGAAUACAGUAAAAUCCCAGUUGCAGACCAGUUAUAACAGCCUGAAUAAAGAGAAAUCCCAGUUACAGACCAGUAAUAGUAACCUGAAUAAAGAGAAAUCCCAGUUACAGACCAGUUAUAACAACCUGAAUAGGGAGAAAUCCCAGUUACAGACCAGUUACAACAACCUGAAUAGAGAGAAAUCCCAGUUACAGACCAGUUACAGCAACCUGAAUAGAGAGAAAUCCCAGUUGCAGGACAAAUUCCACACCAUGGCUGCCGAGAAGGAUAAACUGCAGAAGAGAAUGGAGAUUACAAAGUAUGCAGUGGAUGUGACUCUGGAUCCUGACACAGCUGAAAACAACCUCAUCUUGUCUGCUGAUGGGAAACAAGUGAGGCAUGUCGACACACCGCAGAAUUUCCCAUACAACCGCAAACGCUUCGAUCCUAUUGUUUGUGUUCUUGGAAAGCAGGGGUUCACCUCUAGUAGAUUUUACUAUGAGGUUGAGGUCAGUGGGAAGACAUCAUGGGCAUUAGGAGUAGCCAGAGAGUCCGUUAACCGGAAGGGUCGCGUUGUCCUGAGCCCUAAGAAUGGAUACUGGACAAUGAAGCUUAUAAAUGGGGAUAGGUAUGAAGCACUAACUGAUCCCUCUGUUGUACUCUCUCUUAAAGAGAAGCCAGAGAGGGUGGGGGUGUUUGUGGAUUAUGAGGCAGGUUUGGUCUCCUUUUAUGAUGCAGACAGAUGUAGUCUACUCUACUCUUUCCGGGGUGUCUCUUUCAAGGAGAAAAUCUAUCCAUUUUUAAGUCCAUAUACUAAUAAUUCUGGUGGCAAAAACGCAUCUCCACUAAAUAUCAUCAGUCCUACUGCCUGCACUUCAUAAAUGAUAAUAAUUUCCUUCUAUGUGUUUUUUUUUAUUAAUUUACACUUUGAGGAGUGUUAUUCAUCUAUAGUCUCCACCACCUCAAUGGUAUGAUCAAAACAAGUAAUUCAAAGUUUGUGUAGUCUGUGAAUCUGUGUAUCUAGUGAAAGGUUGUUGAUAUUUGAGGUCACAGCCAAUCAAAUUACACCCCUCUCUUCCGUGCUCCUGAAGCAUUGUGUUGAUAGGCUGGAAAGGUGUAUGCCCUGAUCCAAGCCACUUUCUUCGUUUCCCAUUUACAGACCCUCGACUGUGUACGAACACCAGCGUUUUUUUGAGACAGCUAGAGGAUAUUGAGGAGAAAUUAGCUUUAUCUGACAAAAAUUGUAUUGGAUUAAAAUCGUUGACUGCACCUUCUAAUGUACUGUCAAAUAACAAUGUUCUUACGUUGUCCGACUGAAUUUUCUCCAAAGAAACAAACAAAUUUAAACCAGUGAAAGGUUGUGCUGCUUUUAAUUGUACUUUACACUGAGAUCAAGAGCAUAGUGCUGCUUGAUGGAACCCUUAAGACUAAACUAUGACUGGUAACACAUCCAACACCAGGUGGCAGAAAUGCUCUCAGUAUGAUCUCAUUUCCACCAUCAUAGGGAUGUCACUCAAAAUAUGAAUGGUCUUAGAAUAGACCAUUAAUCUCAGAAAUGCACCCAAUGUUAUAUCUUUUUCACUAUCAAUGGAGUGUCAUCUAAAAUGCUGAGCUCUGUAUUUGAUGAACUAUAGUUUACUAUGUUCAUUUGUUUUAUCUCCUUUUUUUAUCUAAAAUGUGUAUCAAUGUAUUUACUUCGGCUGUAAAGAAUCCUGUUGUAUUUAAAUGUGGUAUGCAAAUAAAGUUCACUUGA
Molecule: messenger RNA, 1751 nt
Organism: Clupea harengus (Atlantic herring)
Lineage: Eukaryota; Metazoa; Chordata; Actinopteri; Clupeiformes; Clupeidae
Product: zinc-binding protein A33-like
Exons: 3
Coding region: 271-879 (202 amino acids)
Molecular function (GO): protein binding
Source: RefSeq, a predicted model, not a curated record